This is a messenger RNA of Stegostoma tigrinum, 1441 nucleotides long. Its product is annotated as claudin-4-like. Gene Ontology annotation, biological process: bicellular tight junction assembly; cell adhesion. Gene Ontology annotation, molecular function: structural molecule activity. The record is from RefSeq and is a predicted model, not a curated record. NCBI's taxonomy places the organism in Eukaryota, Metazoa, Chordata, Chondrichthyes, Orectolobiformes, Stegostomatidae. Bases 260 to 892 code for a protein of 210 amino acids. The transcript has a single exon. Gene Ontology annotation, cellular component: bicellular tight junction; plasma membrane.
AAUAUCUUCCAGCACCCCUUCAAAUGAAACUGACGCAGGUCCCCGUGAACCAAUUAGACUAAGAGGUGAAACCUGACUCGAAAACGCAGGUUUCUUGUGUUGAGGUAAUUGUGGGGAGGAGGAUCCGUGCUGAAACGAUACUAUCCGCCCACGUGCAUUCAAUAAGUACCGUUGCAGGUGGGGAUUACAGCUCACAGAUCACAUUGAGGCAGCAGCUUGUGCGUUUGUCUUUAACAGUUUGCAAGAGCGGUGACUGAAAAUGGCAUCAAUGGGACUCCAGAUUCUGGGCAUAGCCCUGUGUGUGUUCGGGUGGCUGGGGGCCAUCAUAACCUGCGUCCUUCCCAUGUGGAGAGUGACCGCUUUCAUUGGGAACAACAUCGUGGUGGCGCAGAUCAUUUGGGAAGGUCUUUGGAUGAACUGUAUAGUUCAGAGCACCGGCCAGAUGCAGUGUAAGGUGUACGACUCGCUGCUGGCCCUCUCGCAAGAUCUCCAGGCUUCCAGAGCUCUGACCGUCAUUGCCAUUGUGGUGGGAGUCCUGGGCAUUCUGAUCUCCAUCGUGGGAGGAAAAUGCACCAACUGUAUAGAAAACGAGGUAACAAAGGCCAAAGUCACCAUUGUAUCUGGAAUCGUCUUCAUCCUGGCUGGAGUGCUGACCCUGAUCCCAGUGUCCUGGUCUGCAAACACCAUCAUCAAGGAUUUCUACAACCCGCUGGUGACGGACGCCCAGAGGAGGGAGCUUGGAGCCUCCUUGUACAUCGGUUGGGGAACCUCGGGUCUGCUGAUCCUCGGAGGGGCCCUGCUCUGCUGCUCAUGCCCUCCCAAAGAUGACAACUCAUACUCAGCCAAGUAUUCUGCGGCUAGAUCUACAGCUCCGAGCAAGAACUACGUAUAGACGGAACGGGUGAAGUUGUCUGGUCAACAUUACUUUGAAGAAGUGACUUUUUUUUUUAAAAAAAGGUUUUUCAAGCGUGUUUUAUUUGGACUGAGCUCUUUCGAGCACACACUGCUACCUAACUAUCGUGCGGGUUCAACGUCAUCCAUAAGGAAUGCUAACGAAUUUAAAGUAGUCUGGCGUAAAGUUAUAAAGACAUUGAUAUUUAGAUCUUUUUAAAAUUGUGGGGGGUGGGGGGGUAGUCUGUGGGAGCUAGUUUUGCAGUGGAUUAGAUUUCGUUUGAGAAGGACAUAAAUCUCUUCAGUUAGAAAUGGUGUGAAUGACUUGCGAAUUUAACUCGAGAAUCGUAUAGUAAUGUGCAGCGAUAGAAUUCUGCCGCUAUUUUGUUAACAACCCAUUAAUCUUCAUUUAAUCUAAAGUUGAAUUUUUUUUUACAUAGCUUCACUUUUGUAAAAGCUCGCAAUAAUGUAAUAUUUGCAUUGUAAUACUUACAGCACAUUCGCUAUUUAAUACGUUUUUAUUGAAAUAAAAACAUCUGUUUAAAUGUCG